Molecule: messenger RNA, 2724 nt
Organism: Serinus canaria (Common canary)
Lineage: Eukaryota; Metazoa; Chordata; Aves; Passeriformes; Fringillidae
Gene: PRIM1
Product: DNA primase subunit 1
Exons: 11
Coding region: 59-1711 (550 amino acids)
Biological process (GO): DNA replication, synthesis of primer
Cellular component (GO): alpha DNA polymerase:primase complex
Source: RefSeq, a predicted model, not a curated record
GGCGGCCCCCGGGCCCGGCGUCGCCGUUUCCCGCCGUCUCCCGCCGCCGUUUCCCGCCAUGGCGGGGUUCGAUCCGGCGGUGCUGCCCGACCUGCUCCCGAUCUAUUACCGGCGGCUCUUCCCGCACGGCCCCUACGGCCGCUGGCUCAGCUACGGCGGCGUGGUGAAGAACUACUUCCAGCUGCGGGAAUUCUCCUUCACGCUGCGGGACGAUGUCUACCUGCGCUUCCAGUCCUUCAGCAGCCCCCAGGAGCUGGAGCGGGAACUGCAGAAGAUCAACCCCUACAAAAUCGACAUCGGGGCUGUCUACUCCCACCGGCCCAACCAGCACAACACGGUGCACCUGGGAGCCUUCCAGCCGCAGGAGAAGGAGCUGGUCUUUGACAUCGACAUGACGGAUUACGACGAUGUCCGGACGUGCUGCAGCUCGGCUGAUAUCUGCUCCAAGUGCUGGACGCUGAUGACCAUCGCCGUCCGCAUCAUCGACCGCGCGCUCGUGGAGGACCUGGGCGUGCGGCACCGCCUGUGGGUGUACUCGGGCAGGAGGGGUGUGCACUGCUGGGUGUGCGACGACGCCGUCAGGAAAUGGUCCCCAGCUCUGAGGGCAGCGGCUGUGGAGUACCUGAGCCUGGUCAAGGGCGGUGCAGACACGGUGAAGAAGGUGACCCUCUCCCACCCCGUGCACCCCUUCAUCAGGCGCUCGGUGGCCGUGGUGCAGGAGCACUUCCAGAGGCACGCGCUGCUGGGCCAGGACAUCCUGGGCAGCCCCGAGAGGUGGCACAGGGUGCUGGCCCUGCUCCCCGAGGAGCUGCGGGAGCCGCUGCAGGCCGAGUUCCCGCGGAAGAAGGACUCGGUGCAGCGCUGGGAGCUGCUGCGGGCCCGCGCCGAGCGGGAGCGGGAGCGGGGCCGGGCCGGGCACCCCGAGUGGGAGGUGAUGCUGCAGCUCUGCUUCCCCCGGCUGGACUGCAACGUCAGCAAAGGGCUCGGGCACAAGAGCCCCUUCAGCGUGCACCCCAAAACAGGGCGCAUCUCAGUCCCGCUGGACCUGCAGAGGCUGGAGGAGUUUGACCCGUUCUCAGUGCCCACCAUCACGUCCCUGUGCCAGGAGCUGGACGCUGCUGGCAGCGAUGGCGAGCAGGAGGAGGGGGGGGACACGGAGCCCAAACGGCGCACGAGGGACUACAGGAGGACCAGCCUGGCCCCCUACGUGCAGCUCCUGGAGCAGUUCGUGGAGGAGAUGGAGCGCGCCCGGCGGGGGGAGCGCAUCCGCCGCAGCGGUGGGACCCCAAAAACCACCCCAAAAACUACCCCAGGAGGGGCCUCUGCCUCUGAGAGCAGCUUGGGGGGGCUCCUGUGGGCUCUGGGGGUCUGCCCUGCUGGAUUUGGGGGGCUCCUGUGGGCUCUGGGGGUCUGCCCUGCUGGAUUUGGGGGGCUCCUGUGGGCUCUGGGGGUCUGCCCUGCUGGAUUUGGGGUCUUUCAUUCAAUUUUGGGGGUCUCUCAUUGGAUUUGGGGUCAGUCCUGCUGGAUUUGGGGGAUUCUCAUUGGAUUUGGGGGGCUCCUCUGGGAUUUGGGGGUUUUUCAAUGGAUUUGGGGGUCUGUCCCAUUGGAUUUUGGGUCUUUAAUUGAAUUUUGGGGGUCUGUCCUGUGGGAUUUGGGGGUUUCUCGUCGGAUUUGGGAUCUGCCCUGCUGGAUUUGGGGGGUCUCUCAUUGAAUUUUGGGGGUCUGUCCCUUUGGAUUUGGGGUCUGUCCCUCUGGAUUUGGGGGUCUUUCAUUCAAUUUUGGGGGUCUCUCAUUGGAUUUGGGGUCUCUCAUUGAAUUUUGGGGGUCUGCCCUUUGGAUUUGGGGGUUUCUCAUUGGAUUUGGGGUCUUCCUAUUGCAUUUAGGGGUCUCCCAUUGAAUUUUGGGGGUCUGCCCUGCUGGAUUUGGGGGUUUCUCCCUGAAUUUUGGGGUCUGCCCUGUGGGAUUUGGGGGUUUCUCCCUGAAUUUUGGGGUCUGUCCCAUUACAUUUGGGGGUUUCUCAUUGGAUUUAGGGUCUAUCCUGUUGGAUUUAGGGGUCUCCCAUUGGAUUUGGGGUCUUUAAUUGAAUUUUGGGGGUCUGUCCCUUUGGAUUCGGGGAUUUCCCAUUGGAUUUGGGGUCUGUCCCAUCGGAUUUGGGGGUUUCUCACUGAAUUUUGGGGUCUGCCCUGUGGGAUUUGGGGGUUUCUCCCUGAAUUUUGGAGUCUGUCAGAUUAAAUUUGGGGGUUUCUCCCUGAAUUUUGGGGUCUGUCCUGCUGGAUUUGGGGGUUUCUCCCUGAAUUUUGGGGUCUGUCCUGCUGGAUUUGGGGGUUUCUCCCUGAAUUUUGGGGUCUGUCAGAUUAAUUUUGGGGGUUUCUCCCUGAAUUUUGGGGUCUGCCCCAUUAAAUUUGGGGGUUUCUCCCUGAAUUUUGGGGUCUGUCCCAUCGGAUUUGGGACCACCAGGUGACAGACAGGGACACAAGGAAGGAGCUGAGCGAUGGCUGUUGCUGUGCCAUCUUUGUUUUCUCUGGGAAAACCUCCCCAUUUCUCAUUUUUUGCAGAUCUUCAAGGAGAUUUCUGAGCCCUGGACGCUGCCAGUGUCCCCUGUGCUGUCACUGUCACCUCCCCUGGCCCCAUGGAGCAGCCAAACCCCCCCCGGGGCUGCCCCUGCCCUGGUUUUGUACCUUUUGGACUGUUUUUUACACAAAACCCAUUAAAUGUUUCUGCUCA